GGCAAAGGGCUUCUGAAUUUUUUUCCUCUGCAGCUCCUGGCAAUCCGAUGAAUUCCUUAAAGCCCUAGUCUUUUUCGUGAGGAUUUUCGACAUUCGUUCAGGCUAAACCCUGGGAAGUUACACUUUUUCCGGAGAAAUCCUUCGAGGUUUUCAGGUGGGCACAUCGGAAAUGCCGCGGCAUGUUGAGGGAGGAGGAGAUUCCGGGCCGGGUUUCGAUCUCUCCGACGAGAUUCUGUCAGCGAUUCCGACGGACCCUUUUGCGCAGCUGGAUCUCGCGAGGAAGAUUACGUCCUUGGCGAUAGCUUCGAGGGUGUCGAAUCUGGAGGCCGAGGUGGUCGGGUUGAGACAGAAGCUGCUGGACAAGGAAAGGGGUAUGCUUGAGCUCGAGGAGAAGAUGUCACGCUUGGAGAGAGAUUGCAGGGAGGCCGAUACGAGGUUGAAGAUCGUCCUUGACGACAAUAUGAAGCUGACAAAAGAACGAGAUUCACUGGCAAUGACUGUGAAGAAACUCAGUCGUGAUUUUUCCAAGUUGGAGACAUUCAAAAGGCAGUUGAUCCAGUCGCUGAGUGAUGAGAAUGCAUCUCAAAUGGAGCCUGUUGAUAUUGGAACAUGCGAUCAGUCAGUUCCAGGAUCCUAUCCCGACAAGGGUGAAAGGAUCAUUGGGCAUUCAUUACACCAUUCUUACAAUGGCUCUAUCAACAUGGCUAACCCAGUUGACGAAGAUUCAAGAUAUGCUGGACAGAAGUUUUCCAUGACUCCUUACAUCUCUCCCCGACUUACCCCGACGGGAACACCUAAGAUUAUCUCCACGAGCGUAUCCCCGAGAGGUUAUUCUGCUGCUGGAUCUCCCAAGAAAACAUCUUCUGGUGCAGUUUCUCCUACCGGGCCACAUUAUGAAGGGAAAGCAACGCCAUUUUGGUACCCCUCGAGUCAGCAAUCAUCCGCGGCAAAUUCUCCUCCCCGAGGAGGACGCCCACUUCCAGCUCGGACCCCUCGGAUGGAUGGCAAGGAAUUCUUCCGGCAGGCAAGGAGCCGACUAUCAUAUGAACAGUUCAGUGCAUUCUUGGCUAACAUCAAAGAACUCAACGCACAAAAGCAAACCCGAGAGGAAACACUGAGGAAGGCGGAGGAGAUAUUCGGGAAAGAGAAGAACAAAGAUCUCUACAUAUCUUUCCAAGCACUUCUGAACAGGAAUGCUCGUUGAACUGAUCAGAAACAGGGGUUUGGCUUCAAGUGAUCUUGUCAUGUCCCAGAGAUUACCGCUACUGUGUAUGUUUUGUUGCUAUGUGAAGUGGCGUUUUGGAUUCAACAAAGUUAUAAAAACAGGCUAAGUUACUUUUAUAUAUGCAUAUAUAAUCCCAAUGGAACAGUUCUUUUUGUA
Messenger RNA from Tarenaya hassleriana, 1381 nucleotides. RefSeq lists its product as uncharacterized. The transcript is spliced from 9 exons. NCBI's taxonomy places the organism in Eukaryota, Viridiplantae, Streptophyta, Magnoliopsida, Brassicales, Cleomaceae. The record is from RefSeq and is a predicted model, not a curated record. Bases 170 to 1204 code for a protein of 344 amino acids.